This is a messenger RNA of Naegleria lovaniensis, 1518 nucleotides long. RefSeq lists its product as uncharacterized. Gene Ontology annotation, cellular component: nucleoplasm; cytoplasm. The transcript has a single exon. Gene Ontology annotation, biological process: box H/ACA snoRNP assembly. The coding region runs from base 1 to 1518 and encodes 505 amino acids. The record is from RefSeq and is a predicted model, not a curated record. Lineage: Eukaryota; Heterolobosea; Eutetramitea; Acrasida; Naegleriidae.
AUGAUCACUCCGAAAUUUGAAUGUACCCAAAAUGAUGAAUUUGUUACCGUCGUCAUUUACAUUCCUCAUGUCAAAAUGACUGAAAUGGAAUAUAGCAUUGAUAACACCACUCUUGAUGAUCCUAAUCAUGAUCACACCAAGUCACUACUCCGAUUUUAUGUCAAGCCAUAUUUCUUACGAUUACAUUUUGCACAAGAAUUGAAUGAUACUGGAGAAUUUGAUUUGGCAAAAUAUGAUCCCGAUAACGAAAGAGUAAUUAUUCAAUUACCUAAAAAGAAUCGUGGAGAAUUUUUUGAAAAUCUUUCAAUGAUUACAUGGUUAUUAGGAGCAAAUAGAAAUAUCGGAUCAUCAGAAGGAAGAGUGUCAUCCUCGAGUCUAUUCAUAGGAGAUCAUGAACAUGUUGGUGCAUCUUCGGCAUUGCCUUCUCAAAAAGCUCCAUUGAUUGAAGUAGUGGAAAGUUCCAAUCACUUAAUGGAAGAUCAAGAAGAAGAACAUGACGAUGAAACACAUGGCAUGUUUGAUGAAAAUGCUAGCGCUGAAGAUUGGCAACAACAGCUGCCAGAUCAAAAGAGUGCUUCCGAACUCAUGAAAGAAGAAUUAGGAAUUUCUAAAAUUUAUUAUGGAUUUAACAAACAAUUUACAGACGUUUUCACAAAAUUUUCACAAGAUUAUAUUAAUGAAAUUAUUGAUGUACCCUUGAAUCCAGAAGUAAUUCCAUUUGAGGAACGAAAGAAAAUUAGAAUUUUAAAUGAAGUUGAAGAGUUUGAUCCUGAACAUUAUUUGGUUGAUUACAUCAACAAGGAUAGAGACAUCAAAAUGGUAUUUGAUUUCAAACCACUCUUUCUUUCGACUCCACAACCCUUCCAAUGGACAGACAAGGAGCAAGAAGCCCUUCGAUCGUUACCAAAGAAGGAAUUUUUAAUAUCGAAUGAGAUUGCUGUGUAUUGUGGUCUUGUUGAUUUAUUAUGCUCAUUCUCUUACAAUCAUAGAAGCUUUAUGGGUGAGAAUAAUUCAGAAAGUGCAUGGACCAUCUGCAAAAUGAGUUCACAAUUGUCAUGGCUUGAAGAAUUGAAUAAUCUCAAAGAAACACUUGAGAUAUUCAUCAGUCGAACAUGUGUCUAUGCAUUAUACAGAAACUUUGAUCUAUGUAUUCAAUGCAUCAAAGAUGUUUCUCAAUUAUUAUCAUUAGGAAAGGAAUAUGUGUUACGUGCCUUGUUAGAAAUUAAGGACAUUCUUGCUCACACUCAUGACAAGUAUCUGUUGAAUAAGAUCUAUGUCGAUAAUUAUUGUAUUUGGAUUCAAGGAGUCUCCAAUCCAUCUCUUCAGAAUCUUGCCCAUGCUCUUAUGCAAUUGGUUGAUGAAGAAUUUCUCAUGAAGAGAGAUGAAUUUCUUAUCAGUGAACAAAUAUCCCUGAAAAAGUUGGAAGAUUAUGCCGAGGAGUGCAUUUCAAAUUCGAAUGGAAAUGUGGACGAUUUAGUCAUGACAGAACAAGAUAAGCAACGACCUCUGGCUCUCUAA